AUGUUCCGUCUCGCUCUGCUUGCCGUCUGUGCACUUUCGAUAUGGACCGCUUCAGCUAUGCGCGCCGACCGCCUGGCGGAGCUCCGACAGGCCACGGUGGACGUAUUCUACCAUGGCUGGCGUAACUACAUGGACAAGGCAUUUCCGGAGGAUGAGCUUCGUCCGCUAUCGUGCACACCGCUCUCGCGAGACAAUGAUCCGAGCCAGUUCGGACUGAACGAUCCCCUCGGAAAUUACUCCCUCACCCUGCUUGACAGCCUCUCGACUCUCGCGAUUUUGGCUGGCGAUCCCCACCCCGAAUCGAAAAUUGGCCCCCAGGCGCUCGACGACUUUCAGCACGGCGUCAGCGAAUUCGUCCGCUUGUACGGCGAUGGGAGAAAAGGCCCGAGCGGCACCGGAAGCCGUGCCACGGGCUUCGACCUGGACAGCAAGGUGCAGGUGUUCGAAACGGUUAUCAGAGGGCUCGGCGGCUUGCUUAGUGCACACUUGUUUGCUGUUGGCGAGCUGCCUAUAGCCGGGUACGAUGCGACCCCUAUCAAGGAGACGACCAGCGACGACCCUCUCGAAGUUGCACCGAUACAGUGGCCCAAUGGAUUCCGGUACGAUGGACAGCUACUGCGGCUUGCGCUGGAUCUAGGCGAACGGAUCCUGCCCGCAUUCUACACAUCCACGGGCAUUCCGUAUCCUCGAGUGAACCUGCGUCAUGGCAUCCCAUUCUACACCAAAUCACCCCUGCACGGCGAUGGGCCUGACGAAGAUGCUUCAAAAGACCACGGUCGGCCUGAAAUCACGGAGACUUGCAGCGCGGGGGCGGGCAGUCUUACGUUGGAAUUCUCUGUGCUCAGUCGUUUGACGGGAGACGACCGUUUCGAGCAGGCCGCCAAACGAGCUUUCUUCGAGGUGUGGGAUCGCAGAAGCUCUCUAGGUCUCAUUGGAAAUGGCUUAGAUGCGGAGCGUGGAGUCUGGAUCGGACCGCAUUCGGGCAUUGGUGCUGGCAUGGACAGCUUUUUCGAGUACGCCGUGAAAAGCUACAUCUUGUUGUCCGGGAAUGACGCCCAGAACGUUUCGAAGCCCAUCGCCAAGGGGCAGUCAGAUCGCCUGGACCCAAACUCACUCCAUCCCCCGCUACACCCCGACCGCACCUCGCCAGAGGCCUUCUUGGAGACGUGGCACCAGGCUCACUCAUCUGUCAAGAAACACAUCUACAACGACCGGCUGGCAUACCCAUACUACGCAAACAACAAGUUUGGCACCGGUGAGCAGUACACCACAUGGAUCGACAGCUUGGGUGCCUUUUAUGCUGGUCUCCUGGUGCUAGCCGGCGAGACAGAUGAGGCUGUCGAGGCGAAUUUGCUAUACACCGCACUUUGGACGCGAUAUUCCGGCAUCCCCGAGCGGUGGUCGUUCAGGGAUCUGGACGUGGAGGGUGGCCUUGGCUGGUGGCCCGGACGACCCGAGUUUAUCGAGUCAACGUACUACAUCUUCCGUGCGACCAAGGACCCAUGGUAUCUCUAUGUUGGCGAGAUGGUGCUCAGGGAUAUUAAGGCUCGCUGCUACGCGCCGUGCGGGUGGGCCGGUCUGCAGGAUGUUCGCACAGGCCAGAAGGCAGAUCGUAUGGAGAGUUUCUUCCUUGGGGAGACCACUAAGUACCUGUACCUGUUGUUCGAGCCUGAGCAUGCGCUGAACAAGCUGGACGCGCCAUACGUCUUCUCGACCGAGGGACAUCCGCUCAUUAUUCCAAAGGAGCGUCAUCCCCGACCUCGGAAAGCGGCGAAUAGCAACGACGGGAAGAAGGCACUGGCUUACUAUGACGAGUCCUACACCAACUCGUGCCCCGUGCCUGUCGUCCCCGAGUCAUUGACAGGGUCAGCUACCGCGGCUAGGCGCGAGCUCUUUCAUGUGUCGCGCUUCACUGGCCUCUACAACACACCGAAUCCGCGAGGACCACAUGAGACUGUGCGUGUGUACGACAGGAAGAAGGGGCAGGUCAUCAAAUACCGACCGACCUCAAACCACACUCUCUUCCCUUGGACACUACCGCCGCAACUACUUCCGCCGGAUGGGCAGUGCGCAGUGCCUGUGCCCCCGAAGACUCAGAUCAUUGAGUUCCCGGCCACCGACACCAUUGGCUCCAUCCUCGGCAAGUACGGCACCAACAUUGAGAAACUCGAAUGGGGCCCCCUCGUGAAGAACGUCGCCGGGUUGCAAAUGGUCGUGGACCACACGCCCAAAUCGGAUGAUGAGGAAACCUCAUGCAGAAUCACGCGCAUCGGUCCCACCGAAGUCGGCCCCAACGAGCUCGUCUUCUUUCACGCGGAAGACAUCAAGGGCUUUCGAGAUGAAGCUUUCAGUGCUACCCGGCGCCAGGAUAAGGUGCGGAUCGGCGUGAUUGACUCUCCCAAGUCGGAGAAUGGCACCAAGAUUGACGAUGACUACCUCGUCGAGGAUCGACACACACAUCCAGAGACGGUUCUCAAGUCGCUCUUUCGCACCCUGACGUCCGUCUUCGACUCAUCCCCCACUGGCGUCCCUGCGUCGCGGAACUUCCACGUGCGCGUCUGGGAUGCAUACACUGGCGUCGGGGCCGGCGCCUUUCCCAUGCCUGAGGUGAACGGUUUCCAAAACCCACUCAUCUCCAAACUGCUCGAUAUGCCAGACCUCCCAUGGAAAACCAUCUUCGUGACGGGUCAGGCGUGUAACGAGCCACUGCCCGAGGCCGCGCCACGCCAUCAUCAGGUCAUCGUCAUGCGCCGUGGCGGCUGCAACUUUGCUCGCAAGCUUGGCAAUAUCCCCUCGUUCCCGCAAACCCCAGACUCUCUACAACUCGUCUUGAUUGUGGAUGAAAGUGGCUCAAAGGAGCCCGUCCGGCCUCUGAUCGAGACUGAGCAGGUGACACCGAGUGGGAUGAAACGGUUGCACGGGAUACCUAUGGUGUUGAUGACAGUCUAUCCGGGCGAGCUGGAGCUGUUCAAGGAAGCAAAGGCGGUGGGGAUGUCGAGGAUAUACGAUCUAACGAGCCAUGGAUCACGGAUAACGAACGCGAUUGUGCUGUGA
This is a messenger RNA of Emericellopsis atlantica, 3054 nucleotides long. RefSeq names its product family 47 glycosyl hydrolase. The record is from RefSeq and is a predicted model, not a curated record. Gene Ontology annotation, molecular function: mannosyl-oligosaccharide 1,2-alpha-mannosidase activity; calcium ion binding. Gene Ontology annotation, cellular component: membrane; endoplasmic reticulum. The transcript has 2 exons. Gene Ontology annotation, biological process: carbohydrate metabolic process; endoplasmic reticulum mannose trimming; mannose trimming involved in glycoprotein ERAD pathway. Lineage: Eukaryota; Fungi; Ascomycota; Sordariomycetes; Hypocreales; Bionectriaceae. Bases 1 to 3054 code for a protein of 1017 amino acids.